AUGGAGUAAAAUGCUGGAGAUUGCACUGCACAUAGUGCACAGCCUGGUUCUCCACUGCUUCUUCCUCUCACCAGGACCUGCUGGGACACUGCCAUGGAAGAGCAGGUGCAGGAGGAUGUGCCAGAAGUGCAGCACCCAGGAGGCCACCACCCAGUGCAGGAAGGAGAGGUGUUCAACGCACGAUACCAGGCUGUGCGCGAGCUGGGCUGCGGGGCCUUUGCCACUGUCUGGCUGUGCCAGGACAUGAGGAAGAAGAAGAAUGUAGCUGUGAAGGUCCUGAAGAGCAGGGAAGGCUUUGCUGAGGCUGCCCAGGAUGAGCUCUCUCUCCUCAAAUGUGUAAGCAGUAUGAAGAAGAAGGAUCGGGCAGGAGAAAACAUCAUCUGUUUAUUAGAUGACUUCAGAAUGAUUGGAGAGAACGGCUUCCAUACGUGCUUGGUGUUUGAGGCGCUGGGUCCUUCUCUGCAAUUCCUGAUGGGUAACUAUGCAGCCCAGGGAUUGCCUUUGCCUUUUGUGAAAAAAUCUUUACAGCAGGUGCUAGCAGGCCUGCACUUCCUGCAUGGGCGCUGCCGGAUUAUCCACGCAGACAUCAAACCAGAGAACGUGCUGCUGUACAUUCAUGACAAAAACCUCCAGAGGUUUCUGCUUGAUGCUGCUGACUGUGGCCAGAGAACAGAUUUGAGGCUAAAGGCACCAGGAGGUGACCCUGGCAAUCAACUGGAAGAUUCUGAUUUAAUGAGCAUAGAAGUGAAAAUUGCUGAUCUGGGCAGUGCAUGCUGGACAUAUAAGCCUUUUUCUAAGGAGAUACAGACCCAGCCAUACCGCGCCCUAGAAGUGCUGCUUGGAUUGGACUAUGGCACUCCUGCAGACAUCUGGAGCACAGGCUGCCUGGCAUUUGAAAUGGCAACGGGGGAGUGUCUAUUUAAUCCUCAACCUGGGAAAUAUUUCUCCAGAGAUGAUGAUCACGUUGCUCGCAUUAUUGAACUCCUGGGAAGAAUCCCUCCCCAGAUUGCUUUAUCCUGGAACAAGUCAACAACGUUUUUCAGAAGGCCAGGUGCUCUUCUGCGGAUCUCCAGGCUCAUUCCCCGCAGCCUCCACGCCAUCCUGGCGGACAGACUUAAGUGGAGAAAACACGAGGUGCCUCCAUUCACCAGUUUCCUGAUGUCGGCGCUGCGCUACGCCCCCGAGAAGCGCGCCACGGCCGCGCAGUGCCUGCAGCACGCGUGGCUCAGCACCCCGUGA
Molecule: messenger RNA, 1239 nt
Organism: Centrocercus urophasianus (Greater sage-grouse)
Lineage: Eukaryota; Metazoa; Chordata; Aves; Galliformes; Phasianidae
Product: SRSF protein kinase 3-like
Biological process (GO): protein phosphorylation; spliceosomal complex assembly; regulation of mRNA processing
Molecular function (GO): ATP binding; protein kinase activity
Source: RefSeq, a predicted model, not a curated record